GAGUUCGGAGCCUGGAGUCGUGCGCCGGAGUCAGAACUGCGUCUCGCGACCCAGGCGCCGGGUGUGGAGGUAGAGCGGACGAACGAUGCUGCCGCUGCCGCUUCCUGAUUGGCUGCGAGUGGUUCCCUCUUCGUUCUGAUUGGCAGCUGUUGAGCUAGAUGAUGCUGAGCAAGGGCCUUAAGCGCAAGCGGGAGGAGGAGGAGAAGGAAGCCCUGGCUGUUGAUGCCUGGUGGCUGGAUCCUAGUCUCCCAGCAGUGACACAGGCACCACCGGCCGUGGCCUCCAACUCCCUCUUUGACCUUUCGGUGCUCAAGCUGCACCACAGCCUGCGGCAAAGUGAGCCAGACCUGAGGCACCUGGUGCUGGUAGUGAACACACUACGGCGCAUCCAGGCAUCUAUGGCACCGGCAGCUGCCCUGCCACCUGUGCCCACCCCACCUGCAGCCCCUGGAGUGGCUGACAACCUCCUGGCCAGCUCAGAUGCCGCCCUCUCAGCCUCCAUGGCCAGCCUUCUGGAGGACCUCAGCCAUAUUGAGGGCCUGAGCCAGGCCCCCCAGCCUCUGGCAGAUGAGGGGCCACCAGGCCGCUCCACUGGGGGAGCCCCACCUGGCCUGGGUGCUUUGGACCUGCUGGGCCCAGCCACUGGCUGUCUGCUGGACGAUGGGCUUGAGGGCCUGUUUGAGGACAUCGACACCUCCAUGUAUGACAGUGAACUUUGGGCGCCGGCCUCUGAGUGCCUCAAACCUGGCCCUGAGGAUGGGCCUGGCAAGGAAGAAGCGUUGGGCCUGGAUGAGGCCGAGCUGGACUACCUCAUGGACGUGCUGGUGGGCACACAGGCACUGGAGCGGCCACCAGGGCCAGGGCGCUGACAUCCAGGGCUGGGAUGGUUGUCUGCUGUCCAAACUGAGCCUGGUAGCUGGACCAACUCUCCUUGGAACAACACAUCUGUUUCCCUAAAAUAGAGCAAGGGGCUCUGGAGAGACAGAUCUAGUCCCAGGUGAACUUCACCUUCAUCCUUGUCUCAAACUGAUGGGGGUAGUCUGGGAUUGGCCCUCAUGAUAGAGUGACAGAGCUUGGUGGCAAGAAGGUAACUGGACCAGGCCCUGUGCUGGACUGAAUCCCCAGAGGUCAUAGCCUGGGGUAUUGUUACCCUCAUGGGGGAAGAGAACCCAGACAGUUUUUUGACAUUAAAACCAACCCUGGGAAGUCUCAA
Molecule: messenger RNA, 1213 nt
Organism: Manis pentadactyla (Chinese pangolin)
Lineage: Eukaryota; Metazoa; Chordata; Mammalia; Pholidota; Manidae
Gene: SERTAD1
Product: SERTA domain containing 1
Exons: 2
Coding region: 159-869 (236 amino acids)
Cellular component (GO): nucleus
Molecular function (GO): transcription regulator activity
Source: RefSeq, a predicted model, not a curated record